AUGCCCCCGGCCGAACAGCCGCCGGAUCGUGAGGACAGUCCUCGCCAUGAGGUGGAAGUGCCGGACGCUAAUGCGCCCGGUGCUGACUUCCUUCCGGCGGAUGAGCACAGCGCCCGCUCUGCCAUCGACUGCGGCGAGGCCGAGUCGGCCAUGGGGCUGGCGCGCAAGAUCUGUGAACUAGGAAGUCAACACAUUGACGAGCGAACGACCUUUGCUAUUCCAGGUUAUCGUGCAAGUACCAGUGCGCCCGUCGCGCAGUCGGCUGUAGCUGGCCAACGGCUCCCCAUAUCCUCCAUCUUGGGCCAGCCACUACCCAUUGGGGAUUUGAUGUAUGAGCUGUUGGAGGAGUAUUUCGAUGCGAUCCAUUGGUUCUCGCUGGUGGUGUAUGAACCCAAAUUUCGCAGAAGACUGCGCUCCAUCGAAGAUGGCUCUGCCUAUCCAUCACAGAAGCCGUUUCUCUUGCUGCUGGCGGUCAUGCUCGGAAUGGCAGCUUGGUACCGAUCACAACGGAAUCGCGACACCGAAGACACCAGGGAUCAUUGGCGACAAUGGAGUGCCGAUCUAAUAAAGAUCGUCGAAGCAAACCUGGUAGAAUUGAUGGACCAGCCUUCAGUGACUGCCGUGCAGACCUGCAUCCUCCUCGGAUCCCACCACGUCUACCAUGGUCGACCAAACCUCUCCUUCGCCUUAUUAGGCGCCACAAUCAAAAUGUCCCAAGCACUGGGCAUGCAUCGGGAACCCGUCCAGGGCGAAUUCGGAGACAUUGAAGAAAGAAAGCGAGUGUGGUGGACGAUCUACACCUGGGACCGGUUUGCCUCCAUCACCUACGGUCGGCCGUUGGGAAUCAACGACAAGGACUGCAAUCUCAGCAUGCCCGCCGACAUACUAGAGAACCCAUCCUUUACCACACCAGGAUCCAGCGACAAUAACAUGAUCUGCUACUCCGCAUACCAGCGCGAGCUAAACCGUCUCUACCUGAUCGCCUCCCCAGCACUAGAAGCAGUAUUCGGUUCACGGACCUUUCGUACAUCGCAACAGCUGGCCGGAAACACAUAUGCUUCUCUAGUCAAACAUGCCACCCAGGAGCUGCAAAGAUGGCGAGUCUCUCUCCCAGCCCAUUUAGCAUUAGAUCUCGAGCGAGACUACCACCCGGACGGAGAACCCGGGUCGAGGGCACACGCGUUGCAGUCCCUCUCAUUGCAACUCACAUACGACAACGUCCUCAUCGUCCUCCAUCGACCACUACUCGCACGACAAGUCGACCAUCUCACCUCAACUACACGACCACCACACGGCAGCAGCGACGGCGGCUCACCCGCAUCCCAUCCAGCUGCAUCCUCCGGCCACUCCACCCCAGGUCUAUCAUUCGAAACCCCAUUCCCUACCGCACAAGCCGCCAGCUCAGAUCUAUGGAUGAACGCAGCCGUGCGCACAGCCCGCAUCACAGAAAUGCCCGUGCUAGCCCAGCUAGCAACAGACAGCCACCUCGUCGCCUUCCUAGCAAUCAACCUCUUCAACGCCGCCAUCGUGCUGGUCGUGAUGGCACUCUCCGAACCCCUCUCCGACACAGCACAGGUCGUCAAACGGACCAUCACACGCAUCCUCCGUUUACAAGACCUAAUCGGGACCCGAUCCGCGCUUUCAAAGCAGAGUACCACGGUUCUAAAGAACGUGGUUACAAUGCUCCUCCGUCGCGAGUCGGAGGUCAUAUUCGGACCUAUCACCGGAUACCCCCCGAGACUUGGACAUCAUGUCACGCAGGAUCCGACCAGCCUGGGCCGUAUGUCAGUUGAGGAUACGUUGCGACUACCCCUAGAUGGAACGAUGGGUCUGUCCGAUCCAGUACUGGGUAAUCAUAUCCGGCCUGAUCCUGGACGGGCUGUUCGGCUGAAUGAGAGUUUGACUACUGUUCACCAUGAUAGUCCAAUGCUAAUGCGAUUCCUGGUUAGUUCUACCACCUGGGAAUGA
Messenger RNA from Aspergillus oryzae RIB40, 1968 nucleotides. Its product is annotated as fungal specific transcription factor domain-containing protein. The transcript has 2 exons. The coding region runs from base 1 to 1968 and encodes 655 amino acids. The record is from RefSeq and is a predicted model, not a curated record. Gene Ontology annotation, biological process: DNA-templated transcription. NCBI's taxonomy places the organism in Eukaryota, Fungi, Ascomycota, Eurotiomycetes, Eurotiales, Aspergillaceae. Gene Ontology annotation, molecular function: zinc ion binding; DNA binding.